GCAGGUUUUCUGCUGUAAGGCUUUAGAUCUGUUAGCAGUCAGUGUUAUGUCUGAUAUUUAUGUUGAGUUUCCGUGUUGUUUGUAACUGUUCAGACAUUUUAUUAAAGCGACCAAAGCUGAGGUCAGAUCAGAAAUACAAGCUAUAAGUCACUGCAGCUCAGGAUGACUGAUGGUCACGUGACAGCUGAGCUGCUGCCAAAUAUGGUCAAGGUUACUGCCCCCACUUCCUGGAACUGACAGGUUCAGACCCACCUGUUAGAGGGCAGGACGGACAGGAAGUGGACCCGAACUGGGUCAGAACAUUGACACAGCUGGAUGCAGUCAGUCACCGUCCUGUUCAUCCAUCCAUCUUGAUCUAGAAAGAUGGAUGACUUUGGAUGGGGGACGUGGCGGAGGACAAGUCCAGCUUCUACUCCAAUGCGGAGGACUACUGGAAGGAAGUCCCGCCCACCGUUGACGGGAUGCUCGGCGGCUACGGCAGCAUCUCCAGCAUCGACAUCAGCGGCUCCAAGGCCUUCCUCAGGAAGUUUCUCGGGGACGGCGAAGGGAAGACGGGGACGGGCCGCGCCCUGGACUGCGGCGCGGGAAUCGGCCGCAUCAGCAAGCGGCUGCUGCUGCCGCUGUUCCGGACCGUGGACCUGGUGGACGUGACCCAGGAGUUCCUGGACAAGGCCCGGACGUUCCUGGGCGGCGACGCAGAGCGGGUCGGGAACUACUACUGCUGCGGCCUGCAGGAGUUCGUCCCAGAACCGGACCGCUACGACGUCAUCUGGAUCCAGUGGGUCAUCGGUCACCUGACUGACGACCACCUGGUGGCGUUCCUGCGGCGCUGCCAGAAAGCCCUUCGUCCCGCCGGCCUCAUCAUCAUCAAAGACAACGUGUCAUACGAAGGCGUCGUCCCCGACGACGUGGACAGCAGCGUGUGCCGAGAUCUGGACAUCGUGCGGCGCCUGGUGGGCCGGGCCGGCCUGCGGGUCGUCCACGAGGAGCAGCAGCUCAACUUCCCCAAGGAGAUCUACCAGGUGCACACGCUGGCCCUCAGGUAGGGGGCGGAGCCUGUUGCCACGCUGUGGCCUGUCGCCACGGCGACGCCCUCACCUGGACAGUGUUUAAACUCCCCUUUUCAGGCCUGAUGUGAACUUUACCACCUCUCAGGCUGACACAACGGUUCUGGUUCUGAAACAUGAAGCCAGAAUCGAGACAAACAGAUUUAUUGACACUCAAACCGGAACCACAGACUCCGGGUCAGGACCAGGGUCCGGGUCAGGACCAGGUCUCGCUCUGCAGGCGGCCCGUCUUCUCCAUGGCGACCAGCAUCUGCUCCGCCUCCUGGGCGGACACGCCCCCUUCCUGCUGGAAGGCGAACUGCAGCGCGUCGCACACGGCGGCCGGCAUCUGCUUGGCGUUCCUGAACAGAACCAGAAACCGGGUCAGGAAUGUUUGAACCAAUAAAUACAGCAAAAACACAAA
This is a messenger RNA of Gambusia affinis (western mosquitofish), 1470 nucleotides long. It is a transcript of the gene ntmt1, whose product is annotated as N-terminal Xaa-Pro-Lys N-methyltransferase 1. Lineage: Eukaryota; Metazoa; Chordata; Actinopteri; Cyprinodontiformes; Poeciliidae. Gene Ontology annotation, biological process: N-terminal protein amino acid methylation. The transcript has 4 exons. The coding region runs from base 378 to 1046 and encodes 222 amino acids. Gene Ontology annotation, cellular component: cytoplasm. Gene Ontology annotation, molecular function: N-terminal protein N-methyltransferase activity. The record is from RefSeq and is a predicted model, not a curated record.